GAGUGAAGAUUGUAAAGAAUUAUUAUUGUGUUUCGAUUGAACAAAACAACUUUAAAAACAGUUGAGCCUGGACAAAACUGCUGCAAUGAUUUUUUUGUAUCUGCGAGGUUAACAUGGAGGAUUCCCAAAAAGCGCGAGCUAAAGUGUUCAAGAAACGGGUCAUAUUGUCGAUAGCACAAAAAUUGGAGAUUAUUGAGGAUGUUGAUCAAUCUGGACGAAGCGUGGACGAUGUAGCGCAAGAGUGGGAUAUACCAGUAAAGAACAUAAAUGCUUUGUUAAAAGAUAAACAAAAGUAUCGGCAGUACUUUUCCGAAGGUCGUAACAUUUAUAAAAAAAAACAAAGAAGAGUGCUUCGUCAGCCAUUGGAGAAUGCGAUGAAGCUCUUCGUGCACGAAGCAAGAAACAACAACGUAAGAAUAACGAUUCCCAAUAUUAUUAAGAAAGCAUUGAUAUUCAAAGAAAAACUUGGAAUCAAGGACUUUAAAGCUAGUGGGGGAUGGGCCGUGAAAUUUGUUCAACGACACGAUGUGCAUGUGGCAAAUGGAGUCAAGAAAAAUACCAGCUUUGAACCAGCGAAAUACGACGAAAUUUCACCCACUCAGAUGGAAAUGUUUGGCGAAUACUGUACAAAAGAUAUUUACUCCAUAGCAAAGUUCGGGUUGUUCUAUAAAUGCUUACCAGAGCACACGGAUAUUUUGUAUUCAAAAACUUGUGGAGAUGGAUCAUUUUCUGAGCAACGUUUCACCGUCGUUUGUUCUGCCAAUAUGGACGGCACUGAAAAGUUACCGCUUCUGGUGAUUGGAGAUGAAAAGCAACCGGCCUCCUUCAAGUAUUUGCAGUCGCUGCCAGUGGACUAUACAAGUGCUUGCAAAUCGUGGAUGAAUUGGGACGUGUUCCGAAGUUGGAUUUUAAAGUUGGACGCAAAGUUUCAAAAGGAUGGAAGAAUCGUGUUGAUUUUCGCUCCGGAUUAUGGUCACCUCAAACGUUUGUUGCAAUACGAGUUAAAGGCAAUCAAUUUACAGUUUUUGUCAACAAAAAAGCAGCCACUUGAUUACGGGGUAAUAAGAGAGUUGAAAAGAAGCUAUCGACAAAACCUCAUCAAAUGGUCUCGGGAAAAUUUCGACCCGACGAAUACAAUGAUCCCCAAAACCGUGACAACAUUGGAUUCAAUUAGCAUGUUGGCCCGGUGCUGGACGGUUGGCGUAACUCCCGGAACAAUACAAAGCGACUUUAAGAAGGCAGGGUUUCUCAUCAACGAUGCGGAUCCCUUGCGUCUUUGCGAAGAAGUUGAGAAAGAGGAAGGGAUGGAAUCAUGGUUCGAUAAAUACUGCGAUGUAGAUCAAAAUGUAGUGUGCAAAGGGCUUUUAACUGAUGGCGAUAUUUUGAAAAUCGUAACAGAUGAAGACGAUGUUCAGCCUAGCUGCGCAGAGAACUGUUCCGAAGACGGAGAGUCCAGAGAGCUGUCCACUCAGCCGCAUCUUCAAUCUGCGAUGGAACAUUUAUUGCAAUCUUUACAGCUGAUUGAAAACGUUCCAACGUGUAUGUUUGAACAUCUUUCCGCAAUUGAAGAUUUUUUUAAACGGCGAGGAAAAUUGAAACACGAGAUGCAAUGAUCUUUCAUAGGUUCAUAGAUUGUUAGUUUGAUACAGAUGAACACACACAAAAUAAUAAUA
Molecule: messenger RNA, 1673 nt
Organism: Anopheles cruzii
Lineage: Eukaryota; Metazoa; Arthropoda; Insecta; Diptera; Culicidae
Product: tigger transposable element-derived protein 4-like
Exons: 2
Coding region: 114-1613 (499 amino acids)
Cellular component (GO): nucleus
Molecular function (GO): DNA binding
Source: RefSeq, a predicted model, not a curated record